Molecule: messenger RNA, 3915 nt
Organism: Ceutorhynchus assimilis (cabbage seed weevil)
Lineage: Eukaryota; Metazoa; Arthropoda; Insecta; Coleoptera; Curculionidae
Source: the annotation of a GenBank genome assembly
UGGCGCUUCCCAGAGAGUCCCGGUUUCCCAGUUCUGGGACGCGACUUUUUCAUCGGGUCGGAAAAUUCAAAAAAAAAAAAAAAUCAGUCAACAAUUUAUUGGAACAUUCAAACUGAAAGAGCUUCGAAACUCUAUGACCAAAUUAAAAUCGUUUUUUCCCGAUAAUUAAGCCCGACAUUUUGACGGAGAAAAUUGAAUUUUCCGAACCGAAAAGCGUCGCUUUUUAUUAUGAAAAUUUCUAAAACCGGAAGGUGGAAAAUAUUAUGAUGUGAUGGUCUUGCAGAAAUUCGUAUCGACACGGUAUUGGUAUUCGAGGCGAGGCAGAAAACGUACACCGUUAACGGAAUCAUCUCUGAGCUGUCUGGGUGAUCCGCCCGAUGGCCGCCAAAUCGCGGCGAUGCCGCCCGAAGCCAUGAGACCAUCGGAAACCGACAGUCCGCCACCACAGAAUACUCAGAGUACGGAGCAGGCGGUAGCGGUACCGCCGCACGAGUUGGAGCUGCUCGCCAAACUGGAGGCGGCCAAUCGGCUGAUCGAGGCGGACGCGAAGUCGCUCGGUUCGUUGAGCGGCGCGUCCGGACACUCGCGCAAAGGCUCGGAUACGAGUCAGGUUUCACUCACUUCCGGUACAAGUUCUACGACAGAUCGUACCGACGAAGGCGAAGAACUCUGGGCGAAAUGGAGUCAAAUCGUCAACAACUGGGAAGACCAAUGGAAAAGGCAAAAUACCCAAAUAAGGGAAUUCGUACGUCGCGGAAUUCCUCUACACUUUCGCGCAAUCGUUUGGCAACUCUUGUGCUCCGCAGCCGAUGCUCCAGAGAAAAAACUCUACGCUGAAUAUAUCAAGACGAAAUCGCCAUGUGAAAAGGUUAUCAGACGCGACAUUGCCCGCACCUAUCCCGAGCACGAUUUCUUCAAAGAAAAAGACGGUCUGGGCCAAGAAUCUCUAUUCAACGUCAUCAAAGCGUACUCGUUACACGACCGCGAAGUUGGAUAUUGCCAGGGAUCCGGAUUCAUUGUCGGAUUGCUUCUAAUGCAGCCGCUUCCAAAUACAAAAGAAGGUCUCACGAUGCCAGAAGAAGAAGCUUUUGCAGUCCUAGUGAAAAUCAUGCAAGACUACCGUAUGCGCGACAUGUUCAAACCGAGCAUGGCCGAGCUGGGUGUGUGCAUGUUCCAACUCGAAAACCUCGUCAGCGAACUCCUUCCCGAUCUCAAUCAACAUUUCCAAUCGCAAAACUUCCACACUUCCAUGUACGCUUCGAGUUGGUUCUUGACCUUGUUCACUACCGCUCUCACUCUGCCGCUGGCCUGCAGAAUAAUGGACGUGUUUCUGUCCGAAGGAAUGGAAAUCAUUUUCAAAGUUGCCCUGGCCAUGCUCACCCUGGGCAAGGACGAUUUAAUGUCCUUGGACAUGGAAGGGAUGCUUAAGUAUUUCCAAAAGGAACUGCCGGCCAAAGCGGAAUCGGACCCGGAAGGUUUGAUGCAACUUGCCUACAGCAUGAAGUAUAACGCCAAGAAAAUGAAGAAAUUGGAAAAAGAGUAUCACGUGAUUAAAAGCAAAGAGCAAGAGGAGAUGACGGAAUUGAAGCGACUGAGGACGGAAAAUAAGCAGUUGAGGCACAGGUGCGAAAUGCUGGAAGAAGAAAGCAAGGCUUUGGCUGACAGGCUGGUGAGAGGGCAAGUGAGCAGGGCGGAAGAAGAGGAGACUACUUUUGUGGUGCAACGCGAAUUAGAGGUUUUGCGGUACACUCAUUUGGAUACCACUCAUCAGUUGGCCUUGGCCAAUGAGAAAAUUAGAUCUUUAUCGCUUAUGAUGGAGGAAACUCAUUCGUCACGUCAAUCUUCAAUCGAAGAAAUCACCCUGAAACAAGAACAACUACAGCAAAGAGAAGAAAUGAUCGAGUGCCUACAAGAAGAACUGGUCAAAGUGCGACUGAGAGAAGCUGAAAACGACGCUCUCACACGCGAUCUGAGGUCCAGAAUUCACGAGCUGGAAGAAGACAAGAAAACCUUAAGGGAAACCACUCCGGAUAACAGCGUAGCUCAUUUGCAAGAAGAACUAAUCGCUGUCAAACUGCGCGAAGCCGAAGCCAAUUUGUCUUUGAAAGAUUUGAGACAGCGAGUGGCUGAACUCAGCAACCAAUGGCAGCGACACUUACAAGAACACAAGGCCAAACCUGAACCAGCAACUUCAAGCGAUCCUUUAAGCACUCCUAAAAAGUUAUUAUUUGGAAACAGAAACAACGAAAUACAAAAACUUGAAGAGGAACUUAUGACUACGAGAAUAAGAGAAAUGGAAACACUUACAGAAGUCAAAGAGCUCAGAUUAAAGGUGAUGGAAUUGGAAACCCAAGUGCAAGUGGGGACCAAUCAGUUGCGCCGUCAAGACGAGGAAAUCAAGAAACACCGGGAAGCUUUGGAAAAUGCCGAAACCCGAGAUCGUGAAGCUGCAGCUCGUCUUUUGGAAGAACAACGAAGGUAUUCGGAUUUGGAAAGCAAAAUGCAAGACGAGCUGAUGAAGGCGCGUAUAAGCGACGCCGAGAAAACUCAGUCUGUCGCUUUGCUGACUCAGAAAAUUGGCCAAUUGGAAUUGAAAAGUCAAGAAAUUGCAACUGAAGGCGAACUCAGAAUUCAUUCCGUAGACGACAGUGACAGGGUGAGGGAGCUUCAAGACAAAGUUGCCGAUCUACAAGCUGAGUUUCCAACGCCAAUCACCAGUCCGGAAAUCGAGCCUUGGAAAUGGCUCGGUUAGGUAAAUAGGCUCGAACGUCGUUCAGUACGCAAUCCCCGUCUCGAAUCGGAACGUUCCUUGUCCAUCGACAGUACGGACGAAGACAGCAAAAUGGACGACUCGUUGAGGCUCAACAUCGGCCCAGUAUCGCCCACCGAACCUCCCAAGACCUCCUUCGAGGAUUUGGCGCCCAAAGACGCCAACAUGAACGACAAGGUCAGCCUAUGACGAUUUUUAGGGUAAUUUUUUUUUAGUUACCAGAGUACUGCUUAAUUUUGUUGGCUAUCAAUGGAUCCUAUAUGAAUUAAAUGCUGCCAGCACUGUCAUUGAUAGUUGACAAUGUAAAAAAAAAAAUACAUAUGCAGGGUGCAUUUAUUGUUAAGUGUCUAAAUGUGACAAGGAUGACUAAAUGUUUAGCUAGAACCAAUCAAAUCCUUGAAAAAUUUAUUUCUAUUCUUGGAACAGACCCAAUAAAUAUUGGUUCUCAAAUUAAUUUUAUCAUUUUAUAAAAGUAUUUCUUUCUGAAAAGUAUUUUUUCUUUUUGUACUUAAUUUACUGCACAAAAAAACGAAAUAAACUUUAGUGUUCUUUAGUGAGAUAUAAAUGUUAGAAAAUAGAUUUUUUAUUAUUACCUAAUUGUUAACUAAUAGUAGAAAUUAAUAAAUUUUGGGCUGUAUGAUUUAAAAAAAAAAAAUGUAUCAGAUAGAGGUAUUGAUUAAGACAAAAUAAAUUGUUUUAAUUAAUCCAGUUAGAUAAUUAAUAAUUGUCGUUUUAAGUAGACUACAUGUGAUUACAUAGUUUGAAAUUAUUUAUUAACUUUAGACAUUCCUUUAUUAUUGUUUUUCUAAAAUUAUUCAAUACUCAAUCAAUACAAGAAUUAAAUUAAGUAAUGGGAGAGGUUUAUUGAGAAAAAAUAUAGCCGGUUUAUUCAUCUUCAGAUAAACUUGCUGGUAACUAUUUGCAAGAUAAUUGGUCAGUGGAUAACUUGCCUAACUUGCGUUUGUAUACCUGACAGUUUAUCAGAAGGUGAAUAAACCGACCAUUAUUAUAAUUUCCAUUGUUAGAUUUUGUUUAAAUUAUUUUUUUAUUAUAAUCCAAACUAAAUUAUUUUUAUUAAAUUAAGUACCUAAUGUCUAAUUUUUAUUGUAUUAUUUUUUACAAAUUAAUUAAAAAAAAAUUGUUAA